CCACAGCAGAGCCUUUUGCUUCAUCUCUUCUUCCUCCCUCCCCUCCUCUGCCCUGUCUAAUCUCCUCGCGCACACACAGACAUCACAGGAAUGGCUUGUGUUCGUUCGAUUGGUUCUUUGACUUCUGUCACUCGUUCCCCACGAGAUAUUCCUCUCUCAGCAGGUAUUGUUGUAUCUUCAUGCUCUGUUCUUCCCAUCAAAGGCUCCUCGUUCACUGGCUCUCCUGUGUCUCUCCCUAGGGUACAACCCUCAUCCCGAACAGCUCUAAGACCGUGGAAACCAGUCCCAAUCACGAUGAUGGUAAAGCCUACGCUCCAAUUCAUCCAAGGGACGGAUGAGAUGACGAUCCCUGACGUUAAGUUGACUCGGUCAAGAGACGGAAGUAAUGGUAUGGCACUCUUCUCUUUCGACCAGCCAUCAGUUUUUGAUUCCAGCGGUGAAGUGGGGGAGAUAACGGGAUUGUACAUGAUCGAUGAGGAAGGUGUGAUUCAGUCUACGGAUGUGAACGCGAGAUUCAUCAACGGGAAACCUGAAGGGAUUGUGGCGAAGCACGUAAUGCGAACACCGAAAGAAUGGGACAGGUUCAUGAGGUUCAUGGAGCGGUACUCUGACCAGAACGGGUUGCAGUUCGUUAAGAAGUAAUGAGGUGGGAGACUUUUCCAGUGAGCAAAACUGUGUAUGUUACAUUAAUUUUUUUCACUCUUUUGAUCUAUAUAAUCUUUUACUCUACCUAGUUUUGAUCUUUACUUGAGUUUCUAUAACUUACAAUUGGUAUAUAUAUGCACUAUAUAUAGUUCGUUUAAUUA
Molecule: messenger RNA, 806 nt
Organism: Capsella rubella
Lineage: Eukaryota; Viridiplantae; Streptophyta; Magnoliopsida; Brassicales; Brassicaceae
Product: photosystem II reaction center PSB28 protein, chloroplastic
Exons: 2
Coding region: 91-642 (183 amino acids)
Biological process (GO): photosynthesis
Cellular component (GO): photosystem II; photosystem II oxygen evolving complex; chloroplast thylakoid membrane
Source: RefSeq, a predicted model, not a curated record